AUGGGUGAACCCCAGCAAGUGAGUGCACUCCCACCACCUCCGAUGCAGUACAUCAAGGAAUAUACAGAUGAAAAUAUUCAGGAAGGCUUAGCGCCCAAGCCUCCCCCUCCAAUUAAAGACAGUUAUAUGAUGGUAGGACCCGUCAGGGUCAGCGUGGACAGCAGCACUCUCAGCCUGGACACCGCAGAAAGGGCGAGCUUUGGGAGAAGGUUCUGGAAAACUUGUUGGCUGCGCAUGCAAUUAUGCCUUAAGUUGCUUUUUGUACACGUGCAUCAUCUUAUAAAUGAAUACCGACCCCACCAAGCAAGAGAGACCUUGAGAGUCACGAUGGAGCUCCAGAAAUGCCAACGGCUUGAAACAGCUGAGAGGUUUCAGAAACACCUAGAACGAAUAAUUGAGAUGAUUCAGAAUUGCUUGGCUUCUUUGCCUGAUGAUUUGCCCCAUUCAGAAGCAGGGAUGAAAGUAAAAACUGAACCAAUGGAUGCUGAUGACAGCAACAAUUGUACUGGACAGAAUGAACAACAAAGAGAAAAUUCAGGUCACAGAAGGGACCAGAUUAUAGAGAAAGAAGCUGCCUUAUGUGUCCUUGUUGAUGAAAUGAAUGAAAGACCAUGA
Heterocephalus glaber (naked mole-rat) is the source of this 615-nucleotide messenger RNA. The record is from RefSeq and is a predicted model, not a curated record. NCBI's taxonomy places the organism in Eukaryota, Metazoa, Chordata, Mammalia, Rodentia, Bathyergidae.